Mesorhabditis spiculigera is the source of this 1053-nucleotide messenger RNA. The record is from the annotation of a GenBank genome assembly. NCBI's taxonomy places the organism in Eukaryota, Metazoa, Nematoda, Chromadorea, Rhabditida, Rhabditidae.
AUGGCCGGCGUUCCUCGACUAUUUCUUGCUAUUGCUACCGUAAUCGCGCUGGCUGCAGCGGCCGCGAUCCCGCCACCGGAAGAUGCCCCCCUCGACCUGGAUGAAGCCCAGCUCCGCGAACUCUUUGGCCAACAAGACAUCUUCGCCCUCCCCGCCGGUGAGAUCCCAGAGGCUCCUGUUGAGCAACAGCCCGAAGAAGAGCCCGAGCAGCCGCAGGAGGACGCCUUCAUCCUCGGCACCUCGAAACCCCUUGGACAAAUCUCUGGCCUUGGAAUCACAUCCAAAGGACAUCUUCUAGCCUUCCACCGAGCUGAGAGGGAAUGGACUGAGGAGUCAUUCUCAAAGGAUUUCAAGUUCAAUGCGCAUACCGGUAUGAUUGCCAACGCCACGAUUGCCGUCAUUGACCCGGCCAAUGGACAGGUUGUCGCCGAGCACGGAAAGAACCAAUUCUACCUACCCCACGGGCUGACCGUCGACCACGAGGAUAACAUUUGGGUGACCGACGUUGGAGCGCAUCAGGUCGUCAAAAUGGACAAAAACUUCAAAGUGCUAAUGACCCUGGGUGAGAAGCUGGUGCCCGGAACUGAUGAGAAACACUUCUGCAAACCCACCGAUAUUGCGGUUGCUUCGAAUGGAUAUUUCUUCGUUGCUGAUGGAUACUAUGGACCCCUUCAUCAUCCCCACUCAAUCGCCCUGAUCGAAGAUCUAAACCUGCUGUGCGUGGCUGAUCGUGAGAACGAGCGCGUCCAGUGCUUCUCAGCUGGCCUGAAAGAGGGACACCGCUCGAUCCCCGCCGGAAUUCCGAUCACCUCUGCUGAUGAUAUUGGACGAGUUUUCGCCAUUCGCGAGCGAGCCCACUACCUUGUCGGCGUGACCGGUGUUGACCAGCAAGACUCCCUCGAGCCCCAAGUGUUCGCAAUGGAUAUGGAUACCGGAAAAGCACAAACAUAUCUCAAGGGCAUCGAAAACGGGCACGCAUUGGCCAUCUCGAAGGACGGAACCGUCUACGUGGCCCAGAUGAACCCCAACCAGAUUGUCGGCCUCAAUUUGGCA